AUGCAACGCCCCAAUCUGGGGAGCUGUGUGUGCUAACUGAGUGUUGUGUCGUGUGUAGUCAGAUGGCAUUAUUACAUAAAGUCGGGUAACAGAGGCUCACUGAGGGGAUACACUCACUGGCUGGUGUUGAUGGAGACUUUCAGUGUUGAUUAUGAUGUGGCUCAGAUAGGGAGCUGGUGUUGGGAUGGAGUCUAAUGUGCUUUCUCUCCUUUCUCUCCCUCUCCUCUCAUUUUUCACUGUUCCCCUCUUUUUCACUCUCAUUCUUCCUCUCCUAUCAUGCUAUAUUUAUGAUUUUAUUUAUCCUAUCUAUCUCUCUCUCCUUCUCUAUCCCUAUAUACCCCCCCCCCCCUCUUUUAUUUGUCUCUUCUCCUGUCCUCUCUGUUCUCAGGUGCGGUGCGAGCUUCCAGCAUCUUCCCCAUCCUCAGUGUCAUCCUGCUCUUCAUGGGAGGGCUGUGUAUAGCUGCCAGCGAGUUCUACAAGUCACGCCACAACAUCAUCCUCAGUGCAGGCAUCUUCUUUGUGUCUGCAGGUGAGUCUAGAGAGGAAGAGAGACGGGAAGAGAGAGAGGAGGGGGUGGGUAUCUAGGACAGGUAGAGGAAGAGAGGAAGGAAGACUGGGGAAAAAGAAAGAGAGAAACAGUUGCUAUGGUGGAGAGGGAUAGUAGGGGUUACAUUAGGGAGAUGAGCUUCAAAUGAGUUGGUUCCAUUGAUAGAAAGUAUACACAAAUGCAAAUGUUUUCAGUCACUACUUUUUAGUCACUAACAUGCAAUGUUAUUAUGGUACACUUACAUAGAACAGUUGUACAUAUGGAUGUAAGUCCUGCAAAGAAGAGACUGUUGACUAAUCCAGCCAAGGUGCAGUGCACUAGCAGUCUCUCUCUGCUGCUGGUCAUCCCCGGUACUGCAGCUCCUCAGUCAGCUCUCAGCCUCCACUCAGUAGCAGCCACAAGUCACGCACUCCAUUCUUCCCUCUUUAUCCACGUAUUUCCUCCUGAUCUGGUUGCUGGGCUAGGAGCUACCCAUUGGGAUUCAACUCUAAAAAUAUGGUGUCCCUGACAUACUUUCCCAAUGAUCCAUCAUCCCAGCUCUACUGUGUCACACACUUCUCUUUCUCUCCGUGACUAAACGUUACAGUCAAAGUAGAUAUAUAUACACUGUGUACAAAACAUUAGGCCUCAACAUCAGAACAGCCUCAAUUUGACGGGGCAUGGACUCUACAAGGUGUCGAAAGUGUUCCACAGGAAUGCUGGCCCAGUGCGUCCUACAGGUCUGUCAACUACCAUACCCCGUUCAAAGGCACUUCAAUCUUUUGUCUUGCCCAUUCACCUUCUGAAUGGCACACAUACACAAUCCAUGUCUCAAUUGUCUCAAGGCUUAAAAAUCCUUCUUUAACAUGUCUCCCCCCUUCAUCUACACUGAUUGAAGUGGAUUUAACAAGUGAUGUCAAUAAGUGAUCAUAGCUUUCACCUGGAUACACCUGGUCAGUCUAUGUCAUGGAAAGAGCACUCAGUGUAUAUGAGUAUAUGAUUAUGAUCCCUAUCAUAGGUUGUGAGCCCUAUGUGAAUCAUAGGUAUAAUCAUGUUAUGUGCUGUCCCAACUGAUCUGACUCAGGAUCUCAAUCUAUAUUCUUAAACACUGUAAGGGCAGAGGCUCUGGCUUGGGUCAUAUUUCUGGGUCAUAUUCAGUCAGAUUUAAAAACAGUUAAUGAGAAGUACGGUAUGUAUGUACAUUAUCCUUUGGUGAAUCCGUGGCACUUGUCUCAAAAGGUUUGUCUUGGUAAUGGCGUAUUCAUUGUGGUGGAUGGAUGCACUCAGUUGUAGAACAGGUUCAUGGAGGACUACUGCAUAUGUGAAAAGGUACAUUUCCUGUCUUAACUGAUUGCAUAAUCCUCUGUUGUUCUCUCAUCUUGCCCCUCCAACUCCCCAACUCCCCAACCCUACACUCCCCACUCCCUCAGGCCUGAGUAACAUCAUCGGGAUCAUCGUGUACAUAUCAGCUAACGCAGGGGAUCCCUCUAAGAGCGACUCGAAGAAGAACAGCUACUCCUACGGCUGGUCCUUCUACUUCGGAGCCCUGUCCUUCAUCAUGGCCGAGAUGGUGGGUGUCCUGGCAGCCCACAUGUUCAUCGACCGCCAUCGGCAGCUCCGGGCCGGGGCCAGGGCUGCCGACUACCUCCAGGCCUCGGCCAUCACGCGCAUCCCUUCCUACCGCUACCGCUACCGGCGCCGCUCGCGCUCCUCCUCCCGCUCCACAGACCCCUCGCACUCCCGCGACACCUCGCCCGUGGGCCUCAAGGGCUUCAGCGCGUUACCCUCCACAGAGAUCUCCAUGUACACACUGCCCCGGGACACCCUGAAGCCCGGGGGCACGCCGACCGCCACCUACAACUCGGAGAGGGACCACAACUUCCUGCAGGUCCACAAUUGUAUCCAGAAGGAAAAAGACUCAGCCAACACCAACACAGCCAACCGCCGCACCACACCUGUAUGA
This is a messenger RNA of Coregonus sp. 'balchen', 2489 nucleotides long. The record is from the annotation of a GenBank genome assembly. NCBI's taxonomy places the organism in Eukaryota, Metazoa, Chordata, Actinopteri, Salmoniformes, Salmonidae.